Molecule: messenger RNA, 1959 nt
Organism: Chlamydomonas reinhardtii
Lineage: Eukaryota; Viridiplantae; Chlorophyta; Chlorophyceae; Chlamydomonadales; Chlamydomonadaceae
Exons: 10
Coding region: 283-1479 (398 amino acids)
Source: RefSeq, a predicted model, not a curated record
AUUUAACAGGAAACCAGAGUUGUAAGUGCUCAGCAAGGACCACGCAAGCUUCCUUGACGAACGUUCAGGGACAUGCUCCCGCUUAACCUAAUAGGCCCCAAAGGGGUUGCAUGCAAAGCAGCUUCAGGCCACGGCUCGCGCCGGUGCAGCGGUCCCUCGCGGGCGACGCGCGCGUGCUGUGUCGUCCGCGCAUCUGAUACUAGCGACGAGGCCCCCAGCACCUCUGCAUCAUGCAACGAUGGAAUUGUCGCUGAGUCAACUUGGACUGGAAGGCUUGCACGGAUGCAGCACGCGACGUCUCGGCGCGCACAUCGCGCUUCGACGCUGGUGGAUGAAGAUGCUUGUAGUUCGGCAUCCGGGGUCUUCUCGCGGUUCGUCAACGGCGCUAUCGCGACGCUGGGCGCAGCUGUGAUUGUUUCGAGCAGCGUGAUGCUUCCGGCAGGACCAGCAGAGGCACUGCUGAGCAGCCCGAACGCGCAGAUCGCUCGGAGUGUGGACGCCGCGCUCCGCCGCGCCAUCCCGGCCUUCAACCCCGAGGUAAAGAAGAUCCAGCGCAGUCUGGAGGAGGUGCAGUACCUGCUGCGCAUUCCACAGCGCAAGCCCUGGGCCAGCAUGGCGGAGAGUGUGACGGAGGCACUGGACGUGUCGCAGCGACGCGAAGUCAUGCUGGCGGGCCUGUCCGCCGCCGCCGUGCCCACCGCGGAGCCGCUGCUGAACUCGCUCUCGACGUCGCUUCGCAAACUGGAGCUAGCGGUCAAGACGCAGCAGCCGGACGCCGUGGCCCUCAGGGUCAGCGACGCGCUCAAAGCUGUGGCCGAGCUGGAGUUGUUGCAGGCGCCCGGGCUGCCGUUCCUCAUUCCCAAGGAGUACGCAUCGCUUCCGCGGCUGGUGGGCCGGGCGGUGGUGGAGCUCACGUUUGAGAAGCGGGACGGCUCGCUCGGCUUCCUGGACCCGGUGGCGGGCGGCCCCGCCAAGCGCGCCACGCUGCGGCUGACGCUGGACGGCUACAGCGCGCCGCUGAGUGCGGGCGCCUUCCUGCGCAAUGUGAAGGAGGGGCUGUACGACGGCAGGUCCAUCAACGCGAACUACACGAGUGUGCUGGUGACGGCGCCGGAGGGCAAGACGCAGCCCCCCGUGCCUCUGGAGAUCAUGCCGCUGGGCGAGUUCGAGCCGCUGUACCGACUGCCACUGGACGUGCAGUCGGGCGAGCUGCCGGUGCUGCCGCUCUCCAUCAGCGGGGCAGUCACCUUCGCGCGGCUGCCCACCACCGACUCGUACCUGUCGGGCACGGACUGGUUCGUGUACAAGUUCGAUAAGCAGCAGGCGGGCCUGGGCGGACUGGCGUUCGACGAGGGGCAGUUCGGCGUGUUCGGGUAUGUGACGGAGGGCUUGGAGGGCGUGUUGCCGCGCCUGGCGCCCGGGGACAUCAUCGUGGAGGCCAAGGUCGUCAGCGGCGGCGACAAGCUGGUGGUGCCCUGAGCCGGUGGUGCCGGGAGCGCAGAGGGCGGACGCCGGGGGAGUUGCGGCUCGGGGGUCACAAGCACGCCGGAGGCGUGUGAUGUGUUUGGGGUGGUGCGUCCCCAGACCUUGGGGUGUGUUUGGAAAGUGCGCUAGGCACUGUAAUCAGCGGUCGGUCCACCCCAAGUGUCAUGCCCUCGUGCAUGCGGUAUUGCGCAUGUGGGUUGGCGUCGUGGGGGUGUGCACUGUCAACGCGUCUUGGACGGUCUUGGACGGUGCGUUGCGUGCGUGAUUACCGAGGUGUUUGAGGUUGUGGUAGAGGUUCGGCUGCAGCAUCACUGGGCUGUUGCCUGUCAGGCUGUUACCGCGCUUCAAGUGCGGGCACGUGCCCUAAUCCCAGGUAUCGGCGACGUGCUACCCCAUGGCGCAGAUCUGGCCAUCUGGGAUACAGUUGCAACCUACAGGGCACGUUCGAGGACUCGGUGACUGUGAAGUGUAAUU